Messenger RNA from Wallemia ichthyophaga EXF-994, 468 nucleotides. Its product is annotated as NADH-ubiquinone oxidoreductase 20.8 kDa subunit. Bases 1 to 468 code for a protein of 155 amino acids. Lineage: Eukaryota; Fungi; Basidiomycota; Wallemiomycetes; Wallemiales; Wallemiaceae. Gene Ontology annotation, biological process: mitochondrial electron transport, NADH to ubiquinone. The transcript is spliced from 3 exons. The record is from RefSeq and is a predicted model, not a curated record.
AUGGCAGAUCAUAGGGAAGCAGUUUUAAAUUCGAAGGAGUACAUUGAGCCUUCUCCAAUGCCUAAAGAUGUUCCACACGUAGAUGAACUUGGUGCAACUUCAGCUCCAUUGAAAUCUGCUUCUUUCUUCAUUGGUGAUAGGUGUAAGGAGUUUAAUGAUGACUUUAUGCUGUGUAAGCAGGGAUCCGCAAACCCAGGUGAUUGCCUUAAAGAAGGUAGAAAAGUAACUAGAUGUGCAUCAUCUGUCAUCAACGAUAUCAACAAACAUUGCUUUAAUCAAUUCAAGUCUCACUUUGAUUGCUUAGAGUUUAAUAACCAGUACUUGUUCCCUUGCAGAAAUCAAGAACGUAGCCUCAAUGAAUGCGUAGCUGCUUCCCUCAAUCUCCACAAGAAUAUCCCUGGUUCCCCUGAAAAUCAACCUCAAAUACACGAAAAAACUGACCCUAUUCAUAAGCGCAUACAACAUUAA